AUGGGUAUCUCACGCGACUCUCGUCACAAGCGAUCCGCCUCCGGUGCCAAGCGCGCCUACUACCGGAAGAAGCGCGUUUUCGAGUCUGGCCGUCAGGAGGCCAACACCCGUAUCGGCCCCAAGCGCAUCCACACUGUCCGCACCCGCGGUGGCAACCAGAAGUUCCGUGCUCUCCGUCUCGACUCUGGUAACUUCUCGUGGGCCUCCGAGGGCAUCACCCGCAAGACCCGUGUCAUCGUUGUCGCCUACCACCCUUCCAACAACGAGCUGGUCCGCACCAACACCCUGACCAAGUCCGCCAUUGUCCAGAUCGAUGCCGCCCCCUUCCGUCAGUGGUACGAGGCCCACUACGGCCAGGCUCUCGGCCGUCGCCGACAGCAGAAGCAGGGCAAGGAGGAGGAGCAGGUGAAGAAGAGCCACGCCGUCGAGAAGAAGCAGGCCGCUCGCUUCUCCGCCUCCGGCAAGGUCGACUCCGCCAUUGAGAAGCAGUUCGAGGCCGGUCGUCUCUUUGCCGUCAUUGCCUCGCGUCCCGGUCAGUCCGGCCGCUGCGACGGCUACAUCCUCGAGGGUGAGGAGCUUGCCUUCUACCAGCGCAAGCUCCACAAAUAG
Molecule: messenger RNA, 609 nt
Organism: Pestalotiopsis fici W106-1
Lineage: Eukaryota; Fungi; Ascomycota; Sordariomycetes; Amphisphaeriales; Sporocadaceae
Product: 40S ribosomal protein S8-B
Exons: 2
Coding region: 1-609 (202 amino acids)
Biological process (GO): maturation of SSU-rRNA from tricistronic rRNA transcript (SSU-rRNA, 5.8S rRNA, LSU-rRNA); translation
Cellular component (GO): cytosolic small ribosomal subunit; ribosome
Molecular function (GO): structural constituent of ribosome
Source: RefSeq, a predicted model, not a curated record